Messenger RNA from Saccharomyces kudriavzevii IFO 1802, 816 nucleotides. It is a transcript of the gene REX2, whose product is annotated as Rex2p. The record is from RefSeq and is a predicted model, not a curated record. The coding region runs from base 1 to 816 and encodes 271 amino acids. The transcript has a single exon. Gene Ontology annotation, cellular component: mitochondrion. NCBI's taxonomy places the organism in Eukaryota, Fungi, Ascomycota, Saccharomycetes, Saccharomycetales, Saccharomycetaceae. Gene Ontology annotation, molecular function: nucleic acid binding; 3'-5'-RNA exonuclease activity.
AUGAAUUGGUUGUUGUUUCCGAUAAGACGCGUACUACACACCCGCUCUAGCUUCUUAUCGCUCUACAGAAGAUCUGUUUCACAGUACUUACGGCCUCGAACUGUCCAAAAUCUGCAAUUGAUGGCAAAAACACCCGAACUCAACACCAAGCUGUUCAAGCCCUUGGUCUGGAUCGACUGCGAGAUGACCGGUCUAGAUCACAUGAACGACCGGAUCAUCGAGAUCUGCUGUAUCAUCACCGAUGGACACCUGACGCCCGUCAGAGCGCCCGAUGGUCAAGGGCAGUCGCACUACGAAAGUGUUAUCCACUGUGGUCCCGAGGUGAUGAAUAAAAUGAACCAGUGGUGUAUCGAGCACCACGGCGAAAGCGGGCUCACAGCAAAAGUUUUGGCGACCGACAAGACUUUGGCCCAAGUGGAAGCAGAGCUGCUCGAGUAUAUUCAGCGCUACAUCCCGGAUAAAAACGUUGGUGUCCUCGCUGGCAACAGCGUGCACAUGGACCGUUUGUUUAUGGUCCGCGAGUUUCCCAAGGUCAUUGACCACCUCUUUUACAGAAUCGUCGAUGUCAGUAGUAUCAUGGAAGUUGCCCGCAGACACAACCCAGCUUUGCAAGCACGUAACCCAAAGAAGGAAGCUGCCCACACGGCUUACAGUGACAUUAAAGAGAGCAUAGCUCAGUUGCAAUGGUAUAUGGAUAACUACUUGAAGCCACCGCAGGAGACAGAGUCGGUCGAGUCAACCGGAUCUCAGCAGCCGGAGUCACCAGCUUCAUCAACUUCUUCUCUAAAGAGACCACGCACCGAUUUUUCAAAGUGA